AUGAACUCAAUAGAAUAUGUGUUUUCAGCUAUGUGGAUGAAAAUAGAAGAGCGCACUCAUCUUAUAGAAAGUAUAGUAAUAGCAUUCCUGUACAUAUCAUUGGAUGGAAUUAAUGCUAUCACCUACAGGUUGUACAAUGUUGCAUCAUUUCAGUCAACAAGUAGAGAGGUUUACCAAUGUUAUCUUGGUAAUGCCAAGCACUUGCCUACCUGUUCAUGUCCCUUUUGGUUUGAUAAUAUAUAUCCAUGCAAACAUUUUUUUGCAGUUUUAUGUAAAGAAAAUCUCUCGUCGUCUGACUUUGAUCCCUCUUAUGGCAAUUCUCCAUAUAUCAUAUUAGAUCAAUUGUUGGAUGAAAAUAAUUAUUCAACUUUAUCUCAUGUUCAAAAGUUAGCUGAACUAAAAAAUUUUAAAAAUACUCCUGCCGGUGUGAUGUUGCCUAGCAAUAUUGCAUCUGCACCAUAUGAACAUAGUCAUUCAACUGCAUGUAGUCAUUGUAUGAAUGUAAAUAGUAUUCCCAAUCAGAAUACAGGACAUGAUAAAAUACAACCAAAUCAUCAAUCACCUGCUGCAUGGCGUAAACUUUUAACUGAAAUAAUAAAUUUGACGCAUUUAGGUCAAUCUCAAUUAGCAACAGAUAAUUUGUUUGAUGGUCUCUAUAAGCUCAAGAUUGCAUAUGCUGAAUCUAUUACAAAAGAACAACGCAUUUCCUGCGUCCUGACCCAUGCAUAUAGCUUGGUAAUGGUACCAGCAAUCUAGUUGUUGUUAUUGAAAGUGCAUAAAGCUUGUUAUUACUGGAAAUUCAUAUAGCUUGGCAAUGAUAUAAGAUAUUCAAUUGGCUUCAUUAUAAAUAAUUUAGUUGGUAAAUGGCAAUAUUAAUUCAGUUGUUGAUACUAUUAAAAAAUAUCUUGAAGCUGUCCUAUAUUACCACCUUCAGGCAUGUUUUACAAGGUGACAAAUGAAUUACAGUGUGGAUAAACUAUAUUGAUUAAUUGAUUCAAUAAAAUGUAAUGUUUAGUUAAUUGCAACAAAUUAUUUACUGUAUUGUUAUGAAAUUGAAAAAAUUUUAAUAUGAAUUAUAA
Messenger RNA from Hydra vulgaris (swiftwater hydra), 1079 nucleotides. The record is from RefSeq and is a predicted model, not a curated record. NCBI's taxonomy places the organism in Eukaryota, Metazoa, Cnidaria, Hydrozoa, Anthoathecata, Hydridae.